GAUCGUGGGCAGAAUGACUCCUUACGUGUCUGCUCCAGCUAUUGUAAAUAUUUUCUUUUUUACCUUCGCAGCCUGAGAGGGAGCGGUAUAAAGAUGGACGACUUCUUCUCAAGUCUUGACCUGGACGACCCGAUCUUUCCCCUCGAACCUCCGGAUUUGGAAUUCGACUACUUUAACUGCAGUUUUGGUGAGGAGUGGUGGGCGGAGAGCGUGGCCGGGCCGACCACUUUGCCGUCGCCGGCGCCGGCGCUGCCCGCGUGGACGCAGUUCUGCAGCGCCGAGUGCCGCGACUACGCCGACGAGACGAGCGCCCUGCUGCACUUCCCGCCGCUCUCCCUGCCGCUGCCGCUGCCCGAGGAAGCGACGGUGCUGGCGUCGCGGGACCACGACUACAGCCGCAGCAUCGCGGCGUGCAGCUCGCCCCCAGGGCGGGCCUUCCCCUGUCAAUACCCCGGCUGCUGCAAGGCCUACGCCAAGUCGUCACACCUGCGGGCACACAUGCGCAGGCACACAGGUGAGAAGCCAUUUGCAUGCUCAUGGCCGGGUUGUGGGUGGCGCUUCUCACGCUCAGACGAGCUGGCACGCCACCGGCGAUCACAUGCAGGUGUCAAGCCAUACCGUUGCCCUGCCUGUGCAAAGGCAUUUACACGCUCCGACCACUUGGCCAAGCAUCUACGAGUCCACCGCAAGCAACGCGCUGCCAACAAUACCAACACCUGCAGACCAGGACAGCGCCAAACAGUCACUGCUGCUACCACUGGGACCUCCUGGAAUGCUGCUUACUAACUGCAUGGCUGCUGCUUUGCAUUGUCUAUUGCCAUUUAUCCAGUACUAAAUGGCUAUCUUCAGUUGAGUGAUUUAGCAGUGACGUAUUAUUACUCACUGGAGAGAAAAAAGAAUAUUCUUUGAGGAAUUAUUAUUUAUAUCAAUCAUCAGAGUGUCAAUACAUCACAUGUGACUCUUCAACAGAAUGUCUGGAAAUGACACGAGUUAUUUAGAAUAAUGCAUUUUCAAUUAUUGGGUAGUUGCAGUAAGAAACAGUGAUCACAAUCUGCACUUACAAUGUUAAUGUCAAUGAAGGCAACAUAUUUCCACAAUCUCUUGAUAAUUGGUUUCUGAAUACAUUAUGCAUCCUUAA
Schistocerca piceifrons (Central American locust) is the source of this 1138-nucleotide messenger RNA. RefSeq names its product Krueppel-like factor 16. The record is from RefSeq and is a predicted model, not a curated record. Bases 94 to 786 code for a protein of 230 amino acids. Gene Ontology annotation, molecular function: DNA-binding transcription factor activity, RNA polymerase II-specific; RNA polymerase II cis-regulatory region sequence-specific DNA binding. NCBI's taxonomy places the organism in Eukaryota, Metazoa, Arthropoda, Insecta, Orthoptera, Acrididae. Gene Ontology annotation, biological process: regulation of transcription by RNA polymerase II. The transcript is spliced from 5 exons.